AUGUUAGCCGUAACAUGCACCGGCAGCAACUUCGGCUUCGACUUGUCGACCACCCUCAAGACCUCCGACCCCGACCCCCUCGUCUCCAACAUCUGCGACAACACCGACCACCCGCCCCUCUGCCUUGCUACCAUCCGCCCCUUCCUCGCCUCCGCCGCUGCCUCGUCAUCGCUUGAUGUCGAGUCCAUCCUCCGCUUCGCUGUCGAGGCCGGCGGCGACUAUGCCAAGGAGGCGCUCUCCGUCGCCACUAACCUUGUCUCUAAAUCCGACGACAUUACGCUGGACCUCCGCUCCACGCUCAAGGACUGCAGGGAAAGCUACGACGUGGCAGUCGAGAACUUCCAGAAAACGCUCGACGCCUUCGCCACCAAGGAUGUCGGGACCAUGAGGAGCGUGCUCAGCGCCGUCAUUACCUUUGUUGGUGAUUGUGAGGACGAGUUUGCCGAGAUGCAGGCGCCGUCUCCUCUUUCCGGGUAUGCCGAGAAGCUCACGGACAUGACUAGCAACUGCCUCGCCAUUGUUUCACAGAUGAUGAACUAA
Molecule: messenger RNA, 540 nt
Organism: Striga asiatica
Lineage: Eukaryota; Viridiplantae; Streptophyta; Magnoliopsida; Lamiales; Orobanchaceae
Source: the annotation of a GenBank genome assembly